CUAUUGUUGCAUUUAUAAAACUGAUUGUUUAAAUCCUGUAACAAGUCAUCCACUUAGGUGUAACUUAUACACGUUAGAAAAUUUUAUAUAAAUAUAUAACUGCAUUUCUAAACUCAUAUCAAAACUUAAGUUGCCUUAUAAAUCUAUAAGCUUUAUAAAAGUGGGAAGAGAGUAGCAAGAUGUCUCACGGAGGAGUGAAGAGUGCAAACGGGAAGGGUGCGCACGCGCCGGUGUCGUCGCGGGAGAGCUCGGAGAGUCCGCCGCCGCCGCCCGACGGCGGCUGGGGCUGGAUGGUGGUCUUCGCCUCCUUCAUGAUACAUAUAGUCACCGAUGGCAUGACCUAUUCAUUCGGUGUCUUUUACGAUGAGUUCCUGGACUUCUUCAACGAGGGUUAUGCCAAGACCGCCUGGAUCGUCUCCAUACUCGUCGGGGUUACACUCAGUUCAGGUCCGAUUUCAAGUUCAUUCGUGAACCGUUGGGGCUGUCGUCUGGUGACGGUGGGCGGGGCCUUGCUGGCCGCCUGCUGCGUCACCUUGUCGGCCUUCGCGGGCAACGUGCUGACGCUCAUCUUCACCAUCGGCGUGGGCACCGGCUUCGGCUGCGGGCUCAUCUACCUGCCCGCCAUCGUCAGCGUCACUGUCUGGUUCGAGCGGUAUAGGAGCCUUGCUACAGGCAUUGCGGUGUGUGGUUCGGGACUUGGAACGUUUAUUUUUCCGCCAUUGACAAAAGGAUUAAUCUCCAUUUACGGUUGGCAAGGCGCCAUGGCCAUUAUAGGUGCCCUUAUAUUAAACUGCGUGCCACUGGGACUCAUGUUCCGACCAGUACCCGAAGUGCCAAGAACACCGGUCAGCGAACCGAUGCUUCCGAAACAAAAUAAAUCACCACUGAAAAGGUCGCAAAGUACUGAGCACGUGGCUCGAGCAAACGGGCAUGCCGAAGACGGCGAUGUGGCUAGACUAACUCUCUCGCAGCCCGCUCUGAACAAAUCUCAUGGACAUAAGCAUCAUUCGCAUUCGAGACAUGGCAGUGGCAUCAUGCACAGACCAGAUGUAUUAUAUCAAGGAAGUAUGACGAGCCUUACAAAAUUCCGAGCUUCAUCUCCAGAAAGAAUUCAUCAGUCUUUGACCAGAGACGAAGUCGAUGAAGAACGGUGUGGAUGGAUGCCAUGCUCCUCAGAGUCUAAGUCCGCGUUACUGGAAAUGCUCGAUCUGUCUCUGUUGGUGGACCCCAUAUUUGUAUUAUUCUCUGUAUCAAACUUUUUGACUAGUAUAGGAUUUUAUAUACCCUAUGUUUUUACUGUGAACAUGAGCAAGAACUUGGGCGUGGCGCACCCGGAAUAUUUGAUAUCUAUCAUUGGGGCAUCGAACUUGAUCGGAAGGAUAGUUCUCGGUUUUAUCAGCGACAAACCUUGGGUGAAUCGAUUGCUGGCAUACAACAUGUGCCUCACCAUAGCAGGCAUUAGUACGGCAUUAGCAGCAGUGUGCACAGAGUUCUGGGGACUAGCCAUGUAUGCAACGACGUUUGGUUUUACUAUCGGAGCAUACGUGGGGUUAACGUCAGUGGUACUGGUGGACCUUCUCGGGUUGGAUAAACUUACUAAUGCCUUUGGCCUCUUGUUGUUGUUCCAAGGCAUCGCGUCUCUCAUCGGGCCGCCUCUUGCAGGAUGGCUACUUCGCGUGACGGGCACGUUCGCGCCAGCCUUCUACUCGGCCGGCGCCGCCAUCUCGCUGAGCGGGCUGAUCCUGUUCGUGAUCCCGCUGCUGGAGCGGCGCGCGGGCGCCGCGCGCGCGCGCUGGCCGCAGGAGCUGCCCCUGGAGCACAUGUAGCACGCCGGCGGCGGGCCGCGGGCGCGCGGGUUCCCCGCCAUCGUGCUGCACUCCCCCUCCACCCCCUCCUCCACCGCCUCCACCGACGACUCCUUCAGCAACAGGGUAUAUUCUACUACAAUAAUAGAGGAAAAUGAUUUUUAUAUCGAUGAAAUUAGAUAAGAACUUGUAAAUAUUGGUUAUCUCGAUGGAUGAAUGUGAUAAAAGUUUUGAUGACUGAACCAUCGAACUCAUUCCAAAGAUAGAAUAUAAAGUAUGAGGAAAGAUGAAUAAUGUGAAUAGUGUUUAACGAAAAGGUGCAAUAAUGUUACUUUAUUUUAAUCUGACUAGGUAGUUGUGAAUAAAACUAUAGGAGCCAAUUGUUUCUAUAUUUCGAUUUCGAUUAGCUAUAAGAAAUUUAUGAGUUGUAUCUAAUAUAAUACUACCUUAACAUAUUAUGUGACGUAUGACGUACAAUUGCUUAAAUACUAAAAAUAAUAUAUUAAUUAAGUACCUACAAUAAUGUGAAGUGUUGAAAAUGAAUGCGUGGUUAGCUUCAAACAUGGCCUUAAUGCGGACCAAUCGAGAUUAGAUUGUAUGGUGAGGUCCAACAUGUAUGUAUACUACCUACCUACCUACCACUACCUGGCAAUCAAUCUACGAUGCCUAUUGUGAUCACUGAAGUCUGGUACAUAGUAACAUCAUAUAUUCAGUCUUUAGACAAUUACUUACCUACUGCAGUUUACGUUCUACGUGAUCUUCCAAGUUGUGUUCAGGGUUCCGAUUCGACUUGAGAAAGUAACAGAAGCUGAAGUGGCUCCGUUACAUUUGUAUGAUCUUUAAAAAAACGUCUUUUUUUUGGGAAUCGAUGAAAAAUCUAGUCUAUGUCCAUAGGUACCAGGACGAAUUGCUGUAGCCACAUGGCAAUCAUGCGGAAGUCACCCCAUUUUAUGUUACUUUCUCAAUUCGGAUUGCCCCCUUGUAGUUUAAGAUGUUAUUUUAAACGUAACAAAUUUAUUUUGUUUGUUUUGCGAAAUAUAUUUAGUUAAAAUAUUGAACUUGUUGAAUGUAAAUGUAUUUGACUGAAACACUUAGAUUAGCAUUAUAUCGUUUACAAUGAACUGUUCUGAUAUUCUUCGUACAAAUAUUGUGUCUCUAUGUAUAUUGUUAAGUCUUAAUAACGUAUGGAAUGCGAUCAACUUGUACAUUUCUUAUGUACACGUAUCAUAUUAAUAUAUAUGUACUGGAAUUGA
Molecule: messenger RNA, 3058 nt
Organism: Cydia amplana
Lineage: Eukaryota; Metazoa; Arthropoda; Insecta; Lepidoptera; Tortricidae
Product: monocarboxylate transporter 12-like
Exons: 6
Coding region: 180-1826 (548 amino acids)
Biological process (GO): monocarboxylic acid transport; transmembrane transport
Cellular component (GO): membrane
Molecular function (GO): monocarboxylic acid transmembrane transporter activity
Source: RefSeq, a predicted model, not a curated record